AUUUGUAGUAAGUCCGAAUUUUUUAUAUCGAUCUAUCAAUUAUUACCAUUACAAUCGAUGAAUAUUGAUUUAUUGAUUGAUUUAUUAAUAAAACAUUUUCCAAAUUGGCGUAAAUCUAUUAAAGAAUUAUUAUGGUCAACAUAUCAUUUAAUUUAUUUAUUAUGUCAUCAACAAUUAAGAAAAUUAUUAACAAAUAUACAUAAAUGUAAUUUAUUAUCUAUUUUAUUUCAUAUAAUUAUUGAUAUCGAAUUAAAUCCUAAUGGAAUUCAACAUGAAAAUGCAUUGAAAUUAUUUGAAAAGACAAUGAUUUAUUCAUUAUUUGAAAAAUUUGAUCCAACUAUCUUGAAAACAAAUUUAGGCGUCUUAUUUCAUACCAUUGAACAAAAAGAUGGAAUGAUUGAUGAUAAGAAUUGGUUUAAACUUGAAUUGAUUAGUUGGUUAUUAAUCACACAUUUCAAUAGUAUAUGUAUAGAAAUCAAUGAUAAAUCAUUGAUAGAAUUAAAUUGGAAUUUAUUAUGUACAAUAUUUCGACAUGUACGUGAUUUAUUCUCUGAACAUAUCUUACCAGUUAAUAUAUAUAUGGUAGGUUAUCCAAUAAUUUGUUUUUAUAUAUGUAGUUUACGUGGUGGUAUAGUUAUAAAUUUUAUUGAUUUUUUAUGGAAUAUUGUGAAAGAUCAUCAACGAGAUCAAGAUAGUCGUCUUAUGGCAUUAUCCUAUUUAUGUUUUAUAUUAGUAAAUGGAAAAUUUUGUUUUAUUGAAUUAAUUAUUGAAAUAAUGCAUGAUAUCAGUACAUGGUGUAUUGAUUAUACUUAUCGAAAUCGUACAAUAUUAACAUAUUGUAAUUCAAUAUAUUUAUUAUCAGAACAUAAAGUGUAUUAUGCUAUAUGUAAUGUAUUAAUUUAUAUUUUUGUACAAUUACAUUCAGAAUUAUUAAAGGAUGAAUAUUUUCAAAAUUGUAAUCGUUUACCUAUAGCACAAAUUUGUAUAUCACCAUUGAAACCAUUAAUUCAUAUACCGAUAGAAUUACGUCAAAUAUUUUUUCAUAUUAUAUCAACUUAUCAAUUAAGUUGGUCUAUGAUUAGUUUAACACAAUCUAUACAUGAACAAGAUUAUUUCAAUAAUGAUAUUUCAUUAACAAUAGAAAUGAUUCAAUCUAUAAGACCAAAUAAAAUAAUUCAUAUACCAAAGAAUAAAUGUUUAUUAUCACUUUCAUUAUCAAUGAUUAAUUGUUUAUUUCGUAGUAUUAAUUUAGGAAAAUGUUUAAUGAAUCAACAAAUGGAUCAUUCUGAAGAUCAUUCUAAAUCUAGUCCAAGUUUAUCAAUAUCAUUAUCUUUUCAUAAAAAACGUAAAAUAGAAUCAAAUAGUGAAGAAAAUAUCACUAUUAAUGAAUGUAUUUCAAAAGUUACUAAAGAAUCAGAAUAGAUCAUUUGCAAUAUUUUGGAAUAGAUCUUGUAUAUAUUUCAAUCUUUGCUAUUUUUCUAUUGUUUAUUCUAUUUGUACAUAUUCAGUAGUUAAUUUUGAAAUUCUAAUAAACGUUUAAUCAAGUUUC
Molecule: messenger RNA, 1549 nt
Organism: Schistosoma bovis
Lineage: Eukaryota; Metazoa; Platyhelminthes; Trematoda; Strigeidida; Schistosomatidae
Source: the annotation of a GenBank genome assembly